This is a messenger RNA of Aureobasidium vineae, 1074 nucleotides long. NCBI's taxonomy places the organism in Eukaryota, Fungi, Ascomycota, Dothideomycetes, Dothideales, Saccotheciaceae. The record is from the annotation of a GenBank genome assembly.
AUGAUCUUCACCACUCAAGUCGCAGUCGCUGCACUGCUUGCCUCCAGCUUCGCUGUUGCUCUCCCCUACGACACCUUUGUCCCCAGCAGCAGUUCCAAAGAGGUCAAGACUACUUCUUCUUCCGCCGGCUACGGAACCUUCCCAACUCCUUCCACCAGCAGCACCUGGGUCGAUACCACUACCAAGAAGACACAGACUUCGGAGACCAAGAAGACCCAGUCGACCUCGUCCAAGUCCACUGAAUCGAAGACUACACCCACUACCAGCACCUGGGGUCAGUCGACCUCAAGCAAGUCUACUGAAAGCAGCAAGACUACCCCAAUUACUACAUCCAAGUCUUCCAGCACUUGGAGUCAGUCUAUUUCAAGCAAGUCUACUGAGAGUAGCAAGACUUCUCCAGUUACUACAUCCAAGUCUUCGAAGACCACCUGGAGCCAGACUACUGAGACCAGCAAGACUACUAGCAAGAGCAAGAGCACGUCCAAGUCAAGCAGCUCCAGCCACUCCUCGAGCACUUCCCACAGCACCUCCAAGAGCAAGAGCUCUUCCACCAGCCAGAAGACCACCAGCGUCAGCACUUCCUGCAAGACCGAAUACACUACUUUAACCUCCACUGGCUAUCUGACCACAGUCACCUACUCGGCAACCACCGUCUACGUUCCUACCGUUAGCACUUCGGCCUACGUCUCCACCAGCGUUUACGUUUCUACUGGAUACACCACAGUUACCCAACCCACCGUCGUCACAGAGACCAAGCCUGUCGUCACCGAAAAGACCACCUGGAGCACCUACUCGACCUGUCUUGUAACCUCUAAGCCGGUCACCGUUACCCAAACAGCCUACGAAACCAAGACCGAGACCAACGUGGUUACUGAGACCAAGCCUGUUGAGCACACUGAAACAAAGACCGUCACUGAGGUCAAGACCAUCACCGUCAGCAAGCCCGAAGUCGAGAGCAAGACCAUCACAGUCACCAAGCCAUUCACCACUCAAUACACCUCCGGCAAGCAAGUUUGCACGACCGUCCCUGCCAUCCCCGUCUACGGUGGUGGCGGCGGCGGCUACGGCUGGUAA